Mollisia scopiformis is the source of this 893-nucleotide messenger RNA. RefSeq names its product putative alpha/beta hydrolase. The record is from RefSeq and is a predicted model, not a curated record. The transcript is spliced from 2 exons. Bases 63 to 893 code for a protein of 276 amino acids. Lineage: Eukaryota; Fungi; Ascomycota; Leotiomycetes; Helotiales; Mollisiaceae.
CCAUCAACAACUACAAAACCCAUCCCCAACAAUUUCUCUUCUCUGUACAUAUAUCUUCAAAAAUGCCCUUCGCAACCAUCAACUCCAAGAAACUCUUCUACACGGACUUCGGUCCCACUUCCACAUCCCCAUCAACAACCCUCUUCCUGCACGGUCUCGGCUCCUCCUCCUGCUUCUACGCGACCAUCAUCCCAAGCCUCCAAGAAACAACCCGCUGCAUCGCUAUCGAUUAUCCCGGCUCCGGACUCUCAGAAUUAGGUGAUGAGGAACUCAGUCUCGAUUCACUAGCACGCGAUGUCAUAGAUCUCCUAAAAGGACUUGAAAUCCAAGAAAACAUCAACCUCGUAGGCCACAGCAUGGGCGGUCUCCUCGCUUCCCAUCUGGCCUCCACGAACCCAUCCCUCUUCUCCGCCAUCGCGCUCCUCGGCCCCGUAGACCCAGCUCCUACCCUCGCCUCCGUAUUCGAAAAAAGAAUCGAAACAAUCCGCUCCUCCGGCAGUCUCGAGGUCCUCGCGGACUCCAUCCCCUCCGCAGCCACCGGCUCGAAAUCCAGUUCUCUCCACCACGCAUUCAUCAGGAGUCUAAUCCUAGGCACGAGUCAAGAGGGCUAUGUGGCGCUUUGUAACCUAAUCGCCAGCGCUGACAGACCGGAGUAUGGCGAGAUUAAGAUCCCGCUGUUGAUGCUGGUCGGAGAGGAUGAUAAGACGAGCCCGUUAGCGGGGUGCGAGGCGAUCUUGAGGGCGUAUGGGACGGGAGGAGCAGAGGAGGGGGAGAUGGGGGGCAGGGAGGAUAAGAGGUUGGUUGUUUUGAAGGGGGUGGGGCAUUGGCAUUGUGUUGAAGAUGGGGAGGGGGUGAUGAGGCAUUUGAAGGGGUUUUUGGAGAGUGUUUCGUGA